This is a messenger RNA of Tricharina praecox, 564 nucleotides long. RefSeq lists its product as uncharacterized. NCBI's taxonomy places the organism in Eukaryota, Fungi, Ascomycota, Pezizomycetes, Pezizales, Pyronemataceae. The record is from RefSeq and is a predicted model, not a curated record. The transcript has 4 exons. Bases 1 to 564 code for a protein of 187 amino acids.
AUGCGCUUCACGCAGUUGCUGGAGGCCGGUGCCCGUACGGAGAUGAAGAGCGAUCGAUAUGAGGAGACGAAUGGUCGGAAAGUUGAACAGUUCAAAUGGGGAACCGCGAUCAAUAUCAAGGAAACAAUCCAGGUCCCGUACGGGAGAGUCACGACAGCGGAUGCAAUCUCGGACGCGCUGUCGUCCUCGCCGGAGUGUGUCAGCGGCGCGAUUCUCGGGAUCCUCGAAUACGACCCCGCGUUCCCCACCUACCGCAUCGUCCAUCACGGCGGUACGGCGGGACUGCUGCUGCUGCCGAAAACACCCAUCUCUCACCUCCAAACAUCCACGCUCGAAGCCGAAGGCGUCGUAGUCGAUUGCUUCGGCAGCGUGGAGAGAAGCUCCCACUUCUGCAACAAAUUUGAUAUCUACCCAAAGGGCACUAACAAGGGCGUCGUCGAGCAUGUCUGGGCUGCUGGUGAUAGCUGCUCACCGGGGGAGUACGAAUACGGGGACUCCGGAAAGUAUAGUCCGGCGGAUACACUGCCGAAGAUGACUGCGCGGAAGUGGAAGGUUGUGGUUUAG